Apus apus (common swift) is the source of this 1500-nucleotide messenger RNA. RefSeq names its product PHD finger protein 7-like. The transcript has 9 exons. NCBI's taxonomy places the organism in Eukaryota, Metazoa, Chordata, Aves, Apodiformes, Apodidae. Gene Ontology annotation, cellular component: nucleus. Bases 1 to 1500 code for a protein of 499 amino acids. The record is from RefSeq and is a predicted model, not a curated record.
AUGUCCACAAGCAUGGAGCAGGCGUGCAUGCUGUGUGGCCAGGCAGAGGCUGACCCGGAUACCUGUGGACCCUUACUGGAGGAAGACGGGAUCCGUGUCCACGGCUUUUGCCUGUAUUUUGCCAACGAGCUCUUUCAGAGGAGCUCGCAUAUCACUACCGAAGGAUUUGUAUCAUUUCCGCUCACAGAUGUUAGACACACGAUCGAGCAGGCAGCACAGCAGCACUGCAUCGUGUGCAGCAACAGUGGGGCGACCAUCACCUGCCAUGAGACUGGGUGUGACCGCAGUUUCCAUCUUCCCUGUUCUGCCGUGGGUGAAUGCAUCACCCAGUUCUUUGCUCCAUACAGGUCCUUCUGCUGGGAGCACCGGCCAGAGCAGGCAGCGGAGGCAGCUCCAGAGGAGAACACCACAUGCCUCAUCUGCCUGGACCCUGUGGGGGACAGAAAGUCCUACCACACCCUGGUGUGCCCAGUAUGCAAACAUGCCUGGUUCCACAGGGGCUGCAUCCAGCGACAGGCUAUGCACGAGGGCAUUCUGUGGUUCCAGUGCCCGGUCUGCAGAAACAGGGACGACUUCUUGAUGGAAAUGCUCACUAUAGGGAUCCACGUCCCAGUAAGACUGCCAUGGUGGUACGGCCAGGAAAACGAAGAACCCACUGAGAGGCACAGCCGCUGCGAUGCCAGGGAGUGCUGUUGCCCAGAAGGCAGGGAGCAUGUGGAGGAAGAGGGGCCCUGGCAGGUGCUCCUGUGCCAUUCCUGUGCUACUCAGGGCACCCACAGGCGCUGCUCCCAGUUGAGGAACACGAGAAGUCACUGGGAAUGCGACAGCUGUUCUGGCCUCGGCUCUGCCUUCUCCAGUGUCACCUCGGAGCUCGGCAGCACCCGCACCCGACGCCAGGCGCCAUCGGGGCGGUCCCGCAGGUCUCGAGUGCUCCAGAGCACAGGCCGCUCCAGCCCCGCAGGGCCCGCGCGGAGGCAAGACCGAUCCCGAACCCGUUCCCGAAGUCGUUCCCGAAGAACCCACCGCUGGCCCAGCAGACGCCGUGGCAGGAGCGGCACAUCCGCAGUAGGUGCUGAGAGGUGCAGCCCCAGGCAGGCGCCAUCGGGGCGGUCCCGCAGGUCUCGAAUGCUCCAGAGCAGCGACCGCUCCAGCCCCGCAGGGCCCGCGCGGAGGCGAGACCGAUCCCGAACCCGGUCCCGAAGUCGGUCCCGAAGAACCCACCGCCGGCCCAGCAGACGGCGUGGCAGGAGCGGCACAUCCGCAGUAGGUGCUGAGAGGUGCAGCCCCAGGCAGGAGCCAUCGGGGCGGUCCCGCAGGUCUCGAAUGCUCCAGAGCAGCGACCGCUCCAGCCCCGCAGGCUCCGUGCGGAGGCGAGACCGAUCCCAAUCCCGCUCCCGCUCCCGCUCCCGCUCCCGCUCUCGCUCCCGCUCCCGUCAUGGGUCCCGAAGAACCCGCAGCCGGUGCAGAAGACGCCACACAGCAGCGGAACAUCGGCACUAG